AGGAGACCCCGCUGCGGAGGGCGGUGCCAGGCCGGGCCGCCCCGCCGCCGCUCCUGCCAACGGCCACAGCCAGGCUCCCGCCCCGCCCCGCCCCGCCUUGCCCGGCCCGGCCCUGCCCUGCCCUGCCCUGCGGAUGUGGAGCCGGCAGCCGGCGCAAGCUCUCAAAAGAUGGCGCAAAGCUGGUCUUUCCUGGAUAUUUAUGAGUCUGACUUCAGGCCUCUGGUAGUAAUUGAGCUUGCCAAAAGCGCCAAAGUGGAAACCAUAGAAUGGUUCACUAAAAGAAUUGCGGACAAAAAAGCAAAGGGAGGUGCACAACUGCUGGUUAAACCGUUGCUCAGCGAAAAAGGAGGUGAAAAUAUUUAUCUAGUUGGAGCUUCCCACUUAAGGCUGUUGCUGGGAGCUGAAACUGUGGGUUUGGUGAAGGAAUGUAAUGAUAACUCAAUGAGAACUUUUACAUAUAGCAGCAGAAAAACUUUCAAAGACUUUGAAGAUGACAAUCACAAUUUCCUUACAAUGGCGGAAUGUCAGUAUAUCAUCAAACAUGAACUUGAAAAUUUGAGAGCUAAAGAUGAAAAAAUGAUCCCUGGAUAUCCUCAGGCAAAGCUGUAUCCAGGAAAAUCAAUUGUGAGAAGAUUAUUGACCAGUGGUAUUCUAGUUCAGAUUUUCCCACUGCAUGAUAGAGAAGAGUUGAAAAAGCUCUGUCACAGCUGGUAUGGGCGAGUGAAAGUUGGCUAUCAACCUUUAGAUGAGAUACGCUGCUACUUCGGUGAAACCAUUGCGCUCUACUUUGGCUUCUUAGAAUAUUUCACGUUUGCUUUGAUUCCAAUGGCUGUCAUUGGGAUUCCUUAUUACGUGUUUGCAUGGGAAGACUAUGACAAAUACGUGAUGUUUGCCACAUUCAAUCUGCUCUGGUCCACUGUGAUACUGGAAGUUUGGAAGCGGAUUUGUGCCACCAUGACAUACCGUUGGGGAACACUGCUGAUGAAACGACAGUUUGAAGAACCAAGACCAGGCUUCCAUGGCAUCCUGGGUGUCAAUCCCAUCACUGGGAGGGAAGAACCAGUGUACUCAAGUAUUAAGAGACAGCUGCGGAUUUAUCUGGUGUCAUUACCAUUUGUGUGCCUUUGCCUCUACUUCUCACUGUAUGUCAUGAUGAUUUACUUUGACUUGGAAGAGUGGGCUCUGGAUUAUCAUGAGGAGAAUGACUCUAACUUCAGCAGCUUGAUGCUGUUUGUGCCCAGUAUCAUAUAUGCUGUUGUGAUUGAAAUUAUGAACCGUAUCUAUCGGUAUGCUGCUGAAUUCUUAACAUCAUGGGAAAAUCACAGGCUGGAAUCUUCAUAUCAAAAUCAUUUAAUUCUGAAGGUUUUAGUGUUCAACUUCUUAAAUUGCUUUGCAUCUCUCUUCUACAUUGCCUUUGUGCUGUUUGAUAUGCACCUUUUGAGGCAGAGCUUGGCCACUUUGCUGAUAACUUCGCAGAUCCUCAAUCAGUUGGCAGAAUCCUUGCUUCCUUACUGGCUCCAAAAGAGGUAUAACAAGAGGAUGAAGAAACGUCUGUGUUCUCCAGAAACGGAUAAAGACCUGUCAUUAGCUGAACAAGUCAACUUGGAGAAAGAAAUGGGCACCUAUUGUGGUACUUUUGAUGACUACCUGGAGUUGUUCUUACAGUUUGGCUAUGUGAGUCUUUUUUCAUGUGUUUAUCCACUGGCAGCUGUCUUUGCAGUGUUAAACAACAUCACAGAGAUAUAUUCUGAUGCCUUAAAGAUGUGUAAUGUUUACAAGCGUCCAUUUGCAGAACCCACAGCAAAUAUUGGUGUUUGGCAGUUGGCUUUUGAAACUAUGAGUGUAAUAUCCGUUGUUACUAAUUGCGUACUGAUUGGAAUGUCUCCACAAGUGAAUGCCCUUUUCCCAGACUCAAAAAUGGAACAUAUCCUGACUGUGGCAUUGGUAGAGCACUUGCUACUGGCAAUAAAGUUUAUCAUCGCAUUUGUAAUUCCUGAUAAACCAAGAGAUAUCCAGAUAAAACUCGCCAAAUUGGAAUUUGAAUCUCUAGAGGCUCUCAAACGACAGCAAAUGAAGCUCGUGGUUGAGUCACUGAAGGAGUAAACAUGAAGGAAUGAGGAUGACUAAAGCAGUCACAUGUGGAUGCCAGCACCGCUUGGGCGUUUGUUUAUGAGGAUGUGUAGCGCUCAGAGCAUGCACUCACCAUCUAGUGAGUAGGUGGCACCUGCCUAUAGGACACUUGGUAAAUAUUUUUUGCCUGACACUGUAAAAAAAGGUAUUUUCUCCUGCUCUCUUUGUUUCUUAUAUGCAACCGUUAGUGAAAUAUAUGCAAUAUAUGCAACCAAAUAAAGCACUCCAGCUUAUACUAGGUCUGGUUGAGAUCCGCCAGGCUCACUGUGCUUCAAAUGAUUGAAACCAGAUCCUGUGAGCAAGCAUCCAGAAGCUCACUAGAGUUUCCAACUACAACUUUGUAAAAGGAAAAAAACCAAGAAGGUUGACUAGUAUUUAAUUCAGUGUUUUGUCAUUUUGGGGUUAUUGCCCCUUUUGUUCCUUUAUUACAAUAGCUUAUCAAUCCUGUAUUAUUUCAGACUUGCUUAUUAGCUACUGUUUGCACCUAGCAAAUUAAUUUAAACGUUUUAUAUAUCACAUAAUGAAAUACAUGUUGGUUCCUUAUAUGAUAUGAGAAAUAGUUGAACAUAACUAUUAUAAAGUAUGCAUUAUAUAUCCCCUGUGUGCUAGCUAUCCAAAUAAGCCUCAGCUAAAACCUUUUCGAAAGCUGGGUGAAACGCAUUCAGUGGGAAGCAGAUUGCUGUUCAGUAAUUUAUGAAGGGUAUUUAUUUUUUAAUUUACACUAGAUUUUGGUAUCAUUUCCCUUGAUUUUGAACUGCAGUGUUGUAUGAAUGGAUCUGCUGGUUAAAUGAACUGAUAGUAACAGAUCAAUUAAACUUGGCACUUGAUACACAA
Strigops habroptila (Kakapo) is the source of this 2964-nucleotide messenger RNA. RefSeq names its product anoctamin 10 (gene ANO10). Gene Ontology annotation, cellular component: plasma membrane. The transcript is spliced from 13 exons. Lineage: Eukaryota; Metazoa; Chordata; Aves; Psittaciformes; Psittacidae. Gene Ontology annotation, biological process: chloride transmembrane transport. The record is from RefSeq and is a predicted model, not a curated record. Gene Ontology annotation, molecular function: chloride channel activity. The coding region runs from base 169 to 2103 and encodes 644 amino acids.